Messenger RNA from Lingula anatina, 657 nucleotides. RefSeq names its product putative nuclease HARBI1. Lineage: Eukaryota; Metazoa; Brachiopoda; Lingulata; Lingulida; Lingulidae. The record is from RefSeq and is a predicted model, not a curated record.
AUGGCAUCAUCUAUUGUGCGCAGGUUUGAUGAAUUUGUAGCCAUGUCCGCGGAGGAUGCAAAUGUCGCAGAAGGCAAAAGAAAGUUUUACACCCUAGCAGGCUUUCCACAUGUCAUUGGGUGUGUGGAUGGAACUCAAAUACCUAUCAUCGCUCCCAAUGAAAGGGAGUGGGAAUAUGUCAACAGAAAGGGACGACAUUCCAUCAACGUGCAGUUGAUAUGUGAUGCUGACUUGCGUAUUAUUAAUGCAGUUGUGCGAUGGCCAGGAUCAACACAUGAUUCACGUAUUCUCAGGGAGAGCAAUGUUUAUGAGGUAAUGGAACAGAAUCCUGAGAGGGGUGUUAUUCUCGGCGAUAGUGGUUAUCCACAAUUACAGUGGCUUAUGGUGCCAUUUUAUAAUCCUGUUACAGAGGGACAGAGAGAAUAUAACAGAGUCCACAUGUCCACACGAAGCACAAUAGAACGUUGUAAUGGCAUUCUCAAGAGGCGUUUCUCCUGUUUAAACACGAUUCGCUUAAUUAUCACCCCCAGAGCUUGCAAUGUCAUAAUGUCCACAAUAGCUUUACACAACCUAUGCCUGAGGUACAGGGAUAUUGGAAAUGAACUAGAAUUGCAGCCUCAUGAGCCAGAAGAGAGGGCAAACGUAUUGAUGGUUUGA